Messenger RNA from Stylonychia lemnae, 4125 nucleotides. Lineage: Eukaryota; Ciliophora; Spirotrichea; Sporadotrichida; Oxytrichidae. The record is from the annotation of a GenBank genome assembly.
AUGGCAUGUUUUGGAGGACCAGCUUAUCAUGAGAUUAUAAUUGAGAAGUAGCCUUUCUUACCAGUCACACUAAGUCUAGCCAAAACCAAUUUUCAAUUACUCGGCCAUGAUGGAAUUUUGUUUGGAGGAAUGGCUCCUCUGCCUGAUGAAGGUAACCUAUCAUAUCUUUAAGCAAGUUUAAUUGCCAUUAUCAUAUUUUUAUGUCAAUAUUUCUUACCUAAUGUAGAGGAAAAAAAGUAGGCACCUGCAGAAUAUGAAAAAGAAUAAGUCUAAAAGCAAUUCAAAUAAUAAGCUGAAAAGUUAAAGUAAGACUUGGCAACAGCUUAACCGCAUAAUUAACAGCAGCAUCAAAAGGUUUUGACCUCUUAAUUAAACCUAGGCUAGCCCACAGUAGCAUCUCUAGAUCUGCAAUCGUAGUUAACUAAUAACUCUUCGAUUCAUAGUAUGAUUGACCAAAUGAGUUCACUCUUUGAGCUGUUUGCCUAGUACUUUGAUCGCAGAUUCUUCGAGUUGCAGGAAUUUAUGUACCAUUUUAACAAAGCUGUUUUGACUACUAAUAAAAACUUUACUACAAUAUAAACUAGCAUACCCUAGUUAAAAAAUAGCAUAGGCAUUGACAUCCUGCAGCCAUUUAAACAAAGAAAAGAUGAGAAAAGACUUUCAGAUGAGCUAAGAGAGCAUAUAAAAUAAAUCUAUAACAUUAGAGAGGAUCUCAUGAGAUUUUCCUCAAACUCAUUAAGCUUAAAUACUGCCUAGACUUCAUCGCAAAAUGUAGUCAAUUCAAAUACUUCUUCGAAUAAUAGUUCAGGACUGAGCAGCAAUAAAUCAUCAGCAUAAUCAAAGAAAAGCCAGUCGUUUGUUUAGACACAGUCAACACAAAACCAAAAUAUCGCUGUAUCUACAUAAAAUAAUAGUCAGUAGAAAUCUAAUCUUGCGCAAGCUUAGUAAAAUAAUAAUAGUAGCAGCAAUGGGAAUAACUUUUCCAAUCUAGGAUCAUAAAAUACCACCACAUUAGCAUCAAACAGAUCUUAGUAGUAAUUAACAGAGCCUAAAUUAUAUGUCUAGCAUUUAAGUCCAACUUAGACCAAUUCGUAGUUUAAAAGCAAUUCAAAGGCUUUUCAGAGUAUUGAUAGCUAGGAUCCAAUGACGCAUUUUCUGCCUCUACAGUAACUUCCAACUCCCAUUCAGCAAUCAGAGCAUCCCAAUAUUAAAAAUAUACUCUAUCAUUAAUAAAAUCAAAACUAGUAAAAAGAAGAAAGUGAAGUGUAAGAUGACUCAGAUUAGGAACUCAAGAGAUAGAUUUUUACUGGAACACUAAUUAGUGUUAAUAACUAGAAAAUGAUAUAGAGACCUGGAACUACAAUGGCUACUACUUCAACUUAUGGAGAUGAAGAUUCAUAAGGCGAAACUGUUUUGAUCGGGGAUGAUGAUCCUUCUCUGCACCUUCAAACUGAAACCUACCAGAGGACAGGUAAUUCACUAGGAGGCAAGAAAAGCAAUACUAAAUCUGCAAGAUCUCCCCCUUAAAAAACAAUUGGAACUAAGAUUCAAUAGCAUAGCAAGCAUAAAGCGAACAAAAAGAGUCCUAUGGGAAGAGAUCCAAAAAAUCUCACACUAAAUCACAGUUCAAGAAUCACCAGUGAUUAAUUGAUAAAUAAUGACUCUGAGUGGAUAGGAGGAGAUGGAAGCGGUGCUGGCAACAGUCAACUUAGCAUGACUAUUAUAAAAAAUGACUAGCCUUCCAAAAGCCCUUUUAACUAUACUCAGAAAACAAGCAGUUCUUAAACGAGAUAUAAUGAAAUCUAAAACUAGAAAAAUGUUAACUAAAACAAAACUCCUUAGAAUCAAAGAACACAUAGUAAAACAUCAACAUCCAACAUCAAAAGUAAGACUAGUAGGUAGCAGCAAUCCUCCUCAAAUAACUAAAUUCAAAUUUAGACUAUAAAUAUUACCUAAGCUAAUGUCAGUAACACUAUCAAUACUCAAAAUAGCAAUACAAACACUUAAAAUAACCCAUAAAUCACUCAUAGCUCUUACAUUACAAACAAGGGAGGACAAAAUAAAUCUAAAUCUCCUGCUCCUAGUCUUUAGCAGCUGAAAGAGCAGAACUAUCCUUAAAAUUCCUCUUAACCUUAGCUGUAGAAUGUAUCAUCAAUGUCCAAGAACAUGAAUAUUCAGAAUUUUCAAAGCAGUAGAAAUAAUGCUAUUCCUUAACAGCACAAUUCCUUAACUGAGUAAUCCUAGAAACUUCAAAAUUUCCAAUCAGUUCAGGCUAGUAACUUUAACUCUGUAAAGCAAUAAUCAGCUAAAGUACAAACUAUACAGCCUCAAAUCAUUUAAAUAACUUAGCCGCCUCCCUCUUUUAUCACGAAUGAACUUUAAAAUCUUGAAAUAGGCUAAACACUAAUCGGUUCAUCUGGUGGAAGUAGCUCUAAAUAGCAUCUAGACAGUAUAUAACCAUAGAAAAAAAUCUAAUAAUAAACUUAUCAGUAACCUAAUGCUAACUAAGCCUCAGGAACAGUAAGCAAUUCAAGACAUUCCUUGAAGCCAGAUACAGUCUAGCAAUCACCAAUGCUUUCGCACAAAUCUUCUAUAAUCUCUGAGGAUGAAAAGAUUCUAGACAAGCAUAUUAGAAAUCUUGACACUUCAAGUAAAAACGUACCUGUUGCCAAUAUCCAAUAAAUACCUAAAACUUAAAUAUAACUUACAGGCAUUGAUGAAAGUCUAGUACAAUCACGUAUCUUUGAGUAGAAUUUAGAAAAGCUGACUAAACAGAUGGAGAUAAUUGGUGAAACAGGCGGCCAAUUUGAUGACUAGUUCAAUGCUCAUAGAUUGACAUUGCAAGGAGACAUGGUAUCUGCAUCUGCUGAUGAGCUACCAAGACUUUUAGAAAAUUACUAGAACAGUUUAAGAUAGAGUUUAAAUAAGAAUUAGAAAGGAACCGCUGUAGUGUCAUAAGAUAAUCCAAUGAGAUUUAGCGAUAUGAAGGAGAUCCAGUCUGUGAGAUCAUCUUAGCAAAAUCCCCAUUUGAAUCCUCACCAUCGUGAUAUCCCACAGAUAUCAAUAAUGGACGAAAAUCUCUUUAUGCAGAAUGCACAAUUUUUGGACAUUGAUCUCUCACAGUAUAAUUCUCCAAGUUUUGCAGCUGGGAAUCAUUUAGGAAGUAAUCAUCUACUAGCACUAGCCUAAAGAAACAGUCUAGGAAUAAAUCAUUAUAGCUCAGGCUAGCAGCGAAAUGCAAGUUCAUCAAGUGGAAGAGAUUCUGAUGCAUUACAACUUCCUGCGUACGAGCAAAAGAUAAUACUGCAUAACUCAGUCAUUAAGAAGACUUAGCGAACUGCUUUUCUCAAACUACCUGGCUAUGUUUUAGCUAUAAUAGGCGAUUACUUGAAUGAAAAACUACCACUGUUCAUCUUUACCAAUCGCAUCAGUUUCAAAAUCAGUCUAUAAUUCUAGAUAGAGCACUAUGAAUCACAAAGACAGAUUAUACUUGGCUAAGUCUACUAGAUUCAUAGAGAAUUGGAGCGCAUGCAAAACACCUCUAAGUUUGACUUGAGUUAAUAAAGCUAGGAAGAGUAUGAGUUACUAUCCUAAAAAGAUUGGGAUGAGCUUAUACUAGUGUGCAAGAGACAUGGAAUCAAGCAGGAGAAUGUGUUGAAGCAAAAGAACAUCAUCAUUCUAAGACUAUAUCUUACUUUCAUGGGACUAGAUUUGGCUGAGGAGCAAGAUGAUUAUUCGUUCUUAGAAUAGUGUUCAGAUUUCAUGAAGGACUGUGGUUCUUAGAUAGCAGAGGUAAUGGACCCAGAGAAGUCGUUUUUAAUCUCAGAGGAGAACAAAAAGCGCAUCAAAGAGUUACUUGUCAACUUGCAAAAGGAAAAGUUAAUCGAGGAUGAAACAAAGAGUGACGGAGAUAUGAGUUUGAGUCAGGAUAACUUGGAGUCAAGAGCGCAGCAUAUACUCGAAACUUUUACUAAUUUACUAUUCGAAGCACUCUAGUUUGUCAAUAUAAUACCGAAUGUACUGGUUCAAGACAUGAAAUAGGAAAUGGAUGAGCUUAGGAAAGUAGCAGAAGCCUUUAAUGGCAUUAAGAACAACCUAAUUGACUUUAAAAAUUUAGUUGCUUGA